Australozyma saopauloensis is the source of this 2394-nucleotide messenger RNA. RefSeq names its product putative ubiquitin-specific protease. Bases 1 to 2394 code for a protein of 797 amino acids. Gene Ontology annotation, biological process: protein deubiquitination. Gene Ontology annotation, molecular function: cysteine-type deubiquitinase activity. Gene Ontology annotation, cellular component: nucleus; cytosol. The record is from RefSeq and is a predicted model, not a curated record. The transcript has a single exon. NCBI's taxonomy places the organism in Eukaryota, Fungi, Ascomycota, Pichiomycetes, Serinales, Metschnikowiaceae.
AUGGACUGGCACCAGAUCCUCCGUUUUUUUACUCCUUCGCCAUUGCUCCCACCUGAAACAGCCCUUAACUCCGGUUCUUCUGCAGGAACAACCGUCGAAUUGCACCCACUCGAAUACCUACUCAAUUUCGUUUCCCCGGAAAAACCUCGUUUGCCGGUUUCUUCAAUUGACCCCCGUCGUCGAUUUACCCCCCAAUUGGCUGUCUCGGCCAUUGCCUCGGUACUAGUUACGCUCUGGAUCCUCACCCCCACUCUUUUCACCAAAAAACAAAAACCAAUGUUCACCAAAAGACCCGACAAGUAUGCGGCCGGGUUCAUCAACAUGCGCAACGACUGCUUUGCCAAUUCGUCGCUCCAGGCGUACUCGUCGUUACCCAGCUUCACCGAGUACCUAAAUAAGAUGUUGGAGGUGUACCACCAUACGAUGGAGUUGGUGGGGCAGCUCGAUAUCGACCUCGACCAGGUGGUGGACUUGGACAAGAUCCGCGCCUUUUCGCACUCCAAGUUCAACGCGGCCGAGCUGGGUCAGACCGCGAAGACCGCCCGCGACUACUUCAAAGUCAACUUGCACGUGGCCAUGGCCAAGAUGUUGUCCAAGUUGAACGACACCCAGAUGCUGACCAAGAACUUGUCGGUGUGGACGUUCCUCCACGAGAUCGAGAAGAUCUACAAUGCGCGCAUCUCCAAGUCGCAGCACGAUGCGCAUGAGUUGACCCAGCUCAUCAACGAGACCUUGGAGACCGAGAACAUCAUCUGUAUCCGCGUGCUGAAGCUGAUCUCCGAGCACUUGCAGAAACUGCCCGAGUUGGCGCCCUACGUGCUGCUGCUCCAGGAGUUCCCCGAGUUCCCGAUCGGCGGGUUGGUCAUUCUGCAGAUGAAGUGUUUGACCUGUGCGUCGGUGUCCAAGCCGGGCAUCCUGCCUUUCUUGAUGUUGACGCUCCAUCCGCCGCAGGAGGCCACCACGGAUCUAGAUACGUUGUUGGCGAAGAACGGCUCCGAGACCAUCACCGAGUACCACUGUUUGAAGUGUCGGUUGUCGAAAAUCAUCAUCAAUGAGGACUACAUGAAGGAGAAUGGCCACACAAACGCUCCAGAGGAAGAGGAAAUUGUCACAAAGUUGAGAGAAUGCAAUAAUGACGCCCACUUGUUCAUCAACGAAGACUUGCCAACGGAGCUCGAGAAGUAUGUGGCUACCUAUAAGAAGGGAGGCUUGGACAUUCUGACCAUCACCUCUGAUGUAUUCAGAGAAACUCACAUCUUGAAGCCACCCAAAGUCUUUGGAAUCCACCUUUCUCGUUCCGCUUUCAACGGUGUCACCCUCAGCAGAAACCCGUGCAGAGUCAGUUUCGAGGACAAGCUCUCGUUGUCCAUCGAGGAUGACUACGUUGGGGACUUGCAGAAACUCAAGCUGCAGUUCAACCACGAGGCUAACUUGGACACCCACAAAACGGGCGUUUUGACCACGGAUGUCAACGAUAUGGAGCAUGCGUCUACCGCUUCGGAAGACUCCAACUUCCGCGAGGAGGUGGUCAACGAGCGCGAGCAAGAUCUUUUGAAUACCGCCAGCAGUGAGAACGAUGAUGUGGAACUGGAGCUUAUAGACAAUCUGUCACUGACAUCCGAGACCUCGCUCAAUACCACCAUUGCUCCAUCCAAGCAAGAGACACUCAAUAGCGCUCCCAUUUCCGAGGACCAAACGAAGAACUUGAUCAAGCACUUUGGACAAUUCAAAUUCAACGAAAACAACGUUUACAAGUAUAGAUUGAGAGCGCUUAUCAGACACAACGGAUCGCACAUCCAGGGCCACUACGAAUGCUUCAAGCGCAAGCCAUUAUUUGUCAAAGACAGUGAGGGAAAUAUCUUCAAGCUUGCGCCCGAAAUUGAUACCAAUUUGGUCGAAGAGGUUCAGGAGCUUGAGCCCCAAACCGGCGACUCCAAAGACGCUGGCGCCCGCAACCCGUCGGCCGAUUACAGCGCUAAGCCUACCUUCCGCAAUAGAAUCUCCAGUAUCAUUGCCCGCAGACCCUCGAUCAUGCAAGCCACACCUACAGACUCCAAUUUGCAAGAGAUCAUUGACCUGGGCAUCGCCACGCCCUCGGAAGUGCUUUUGGACGGCGCAGACUACUUCCAGCCACCAAGCGCGCUGGACAUACAAAACCUGUUCGACAAAUUUGCCAAGCUGGGAUUUGCAGAGCCUGCUCCAGCGGAGAAAAAGGCGCCUGUGAUCAACAACCAGGUCAAGAUGAAGAAGAUCCCAUCGCUUCUCCGGUACCCAUACUGGCGCAUUGGCGACACACAGGUGCAAGAAGUAUCACGGUCAGCAGUGAUGUUUGAAACUACAAGUGUCUACAUGUUGUAUUACGAAAGAGUUGAUCGCAAACAGAUUAAGCGGUAG